AGUGAUUUACUGGCUAGCGCAACCUGUACAGGCCCUGCCUCGGCAUUGGCGAGUUCGGCCCAAUUCCGCGUUCCCUAGCCAACACUGUCCAGAAACUGGUCGUUGUUCGCUGAUGAAAACUUAUUACCGGUGUUUACCAUUAUUUAUCAGUACUCCAACUUAUAAUUUUUAAAGUUUACUCCAGACGUCCACUGUGAUAUUUGUGAGUUGAUUUUCGUAAUCUUCGUAAUGGGAAUGUAGAAUACCAUAGUAAAUAUGUUUUGAAGGUAACAUAACCUAAAAAUUUCUAUCCUAUCAUUUUUAUGUUUUAUUGUCUAUCUAUUUCAGCAUAAUGAAUAACAUAAUUGAAAAACGACGACGAACACGCGACCGUGUGCGAAGGCAUCGUUUCGUUCAUCAAAACACUAUUGUGCCACAGAACCAUCCGCUAAAUGAUGACAGUGACUCUGACAUCAACUCCGAAACUGAAUGUGUCAGUGAUCAAGAAAAUAGUAAUAGGUCUGAAGAAGAUGUAUCCGAGGGUGGUAUUUCUGAACAAUUACUUGAACAUAGCCAAAGUGAGAUCGACGAAGAGAAUGGUGACUCAGGUGACGGUUCUCAGAUAGACCACGAAGAAAGUGUAUCAUCAGCCAGUGUCAUUGAUGAAAACAGUGAUAUCGGCUCAUCUAUAAAUGAAGCGACUGACGAUAGUUUGAAUGAACGAAAUGAAGCUGAGGAAAUUCGAAAAUGGGCAAUAAAAGAACACCUUAGUCAUUCUCAAUUGGAUGGGCUUUUGGUGAUUUUGAGGAGAAGAUUGCUGCCUGAACUUCCAAAGACAGCAAAAACAUUUCUACGUACAUCGGCAGUGGCCUAUGAUAUACAAGACAUGGAAGAUUAUGAUGGAAAUAUGGGACAAUUCGUGUACUUUGGUAUUGCUGAAAGGCUUCGAGCCUGUGUCAAUGAAGAAGUGCACUGUAACGAAUCGGUCUUCACCGAUUAUACUGCGUGGUCGUUCGUCGAUCAGAUAUUUGGAUUUGUUCUUUAG
Neodiprion virginianus is the source of this 1024-nucleotide messenger RNA. RefSeq lists its product as uncharacterized. The record is from RefSeq and is a predicted model, not a curated record. Bases 332 to 1024 code for a protein of 230 amino acids. NCBI's taxonomy places the organism in Eukaryota, Metazoa, Arthropoda, Insecta, Hymenoptera, Diprionidae. The transcript is spliced from 3 exons.